CUUCAUUGUGCAUUGAGCAGCCUAGGUCCCUAGUGUGCCAGGGAGGAGGCGGUAGGAGGGACACCGUUGGGAGGCUCCCAAAGCUCCCUGGCUGGUGUUCCCUGGGGCCCUGGCCCGGGAGGAUGGUGCACACAUGGGUGGCUGUUUCUGCAUCCCCAGGGAGCGGAGUCUGCCCUGGAGCUCAGGUAAAGAAAGUCCUUCCAAGGAUCCAAUCAUAUCAAGUGAGGGUUUAUCUUCAUCUGAACAUAAGGAAAACUGUUUCCUGCCACAGAACGUGACACCAGAUCUGACACUCUCCUUCUGUGUGAGGAGCCGCUCCAGGAAGUGUGUAAACGGACCUUUGCAGGAAUCUGCCCGGAGGCGGCUCUGGGCGCUGGAGAACGAGGACCAGGAUGUUCGUGCCUUGUUUAAGGAACUUUCAGCAAGGUUGGUGAGUAUCCAGUCCCAGAAGGCCCAGUUCAUCCUCACCUUCAAGACCAUGGAAGAAAUCUGGAAAUUCUCCACCUACCUGAAUUUAGGCUAUGUGUCCACUUGUUUGGAACACCUUCUCUUUGACCACAAGUACUGGCUCAACUGCAGGUUGGUGGAGGACACAGAGAUCCAAGUGUCUAUCGAUGAUGAACACCUGGAAACCAUGUACCUGAGUCUCCUGGUACAGGAAGGCCACUUCUUCUGCAGAGCCCUGUGCUCCUUGACUCAGCCAGCUGAGAAGGAAGGCGAGUGUUUGACACUUUGCAAGAAUGAGCUAAUCUCCGUGAAGAUCUCUGAAGGAGAAUCUGAGUGGGAAGGCGUGUCCUUGGUGACUGGUCAGCGGGGCCUGGUGCCUGCCUCAGUCCUGGAGCCUCUACCUGUCCCUUUCCAUCAAUGGUUCCUAAAGAAUUAUCCAGGAAACUGUGGUCUUUCCAGGAAGAAGGAUUGGACAGGCUCCUAUCAGAUGGGCAGAGGACGAUGCAAGGCCUCGAAGGAUUAUGAGCGGAAAGAAAAGGACGAACUGAGCUUCUGCCAGGGAGAAAGCAUUGAGAUUGUGGGCUUCGUCAUCCCGGGGCUUCAGUGGUUCAUUGGGAAGUCAAUGAGCUCAGGAGAAGUGGGCUUUGUCCCCACCAAGAGCAUAGAUCCCGAUUCCUGCUCUCCAAUGAGCAAGAACUCUGUGUUUUUCAGUGAUGAGGAAAGGUGCUCUCUGUGGGCCCUGGGAAACGACAAGAAAGCGGAGUGUGCCAGCUUCCUCCACGCACUGGCUCAGACUGACAUCACAUCUGUCUACAGGCUUAGUGGGUUUGAAUCCAUCCAGAAUCUUCCCAAUGAUUUGAGCGCAUCCCAGGCUGAAGGCUUCCACGAGGCCAGGUCUGGUGGAGCCUGGGAGGAGCGACAGUUCGUGGGCUCCAGAUACUCCAGCAGCUCCGGGGAUUCCCACCUGGAGGAGGAGGAGCUCCUCUCAGCCGCCUCCGACAGCUAUCUCCUCCCAGAACCUGAUGACCUUGACGAUCCCGAACUUUUCAUGGACCUCAACACUGAUCAGGAUGAGGAGGAGGCUGAUAACUUUGGCUCCAUAUUGGCUUUUUUGGAUCAUGAGGGUUACACCGACAACUUUAAGAGCCUGUACGAUUUCUCCUUCUCUUUUCUUACUUCUUCGUUUUACAACUUCUCUGAAGAGGAUGAGCUUGUGGCCUAUCUGGAGGCCUCCAGGAAGUGGGCCAAGAAGAGCCAUAUGACCUGGGCGCAUGCCCGGCUCUGCUUCCUCUUGGGCCGGCUGAGUGUCAGGAAAGUCAAGCUCUCCCAGGCCAGGGUGUACUUUGAGGAGGCCAUCCACAUUCUCGAUGGGGCCUUUGGGGACCUAUCCUUGGUGGCCUCUCUGUACAUCCACUUGGCUGCCAUCUAUCUGAGACAGAGGCUGGUGCAUAAAGGCCCAGGCCUGCUGGAAAAGGCAGGGGCUCUGCUGGCCUGCCUGCCGGACCGUGAGUCCAGUGCCAAGAGCGAGCUUGAUGUGGUGGCCUAUGUGCUGCGCCAGGGGAUUGUGGAGGGCAGCAGCCCCCUGGAGGCCAGGGCCUGCUUUCUGGCCAUUCAAUUGCUCCUGAAGCUAGGCCGGCACGAGGAAGUCCUGCCCUUUGCUGAGCGCCUGCAGCUCUUGUCUGGACAUCCUCCUCCUUCAGAUGCUAUGGCCACCAUCUUGAGUUUUCUCUAUGACAAGAAAUAUCUUCCACAUCUUGCAGUGGCCUCUGUCCAGCAACGUGGUACUCAGAGUGCUCAGGGCACAUCUCUUCCGGUUUGGCAGGUCUACUUGGUCCUCCAGAAUACCCCCAAGCUCCUUGGCAUUUGUUCCUCAAGCUGGGGUGAAGUUUCUGCCCUGGCCUGCCCAAUACUCAGGCAGUCGCUGGCUGCCUGUGAGGAACAAGCUGACUGGAGCACCCAGAGGGCUCUGUGUCUCAUCCUGUCCAAAACAUACCUCCAACACAGGUCUCCUGAUGGUGCCAUCCACUACCUAAGCCAGUCCUUGAUGCUGGGGAAGCUGCUGGGUGAGCCAGAAGUCUUUGAGUCUUCCCUCUGUCUGGCAUGGGCCUAUCUCUUAGCCAGACAGGCGAAGAAGGCUCUGGAAAUUCUUGAGCCACUGUUAUGCUCCCUGAAGGAGACAGAAAGUGUUGCCCAAAGUGGAGUGGUUCAUAACCUCCUGGGGCUUGCACUCCUAGAUGAAGGCUGUGUGAGCAGAGCUGCCGUGAACUAUCUCCAGGCCUUGAACAGAGCUUGGGAGAUGGGGGAUGUACGUAACCAGGCAGUAAUUAUGGCCAAUCUUGGUUACCUGACCUUCAAGUCCUGGGCUCCACAGCCAGCCAGGGACUUUCUCCUUCAGGCAGUCCAACUCUAUUCUGAACUCCAGACCUGCAAGGAGACCGACAUGGAAUUAGUACAGGUGCUUCUCUGGCUGGCUCAAGUUCUGGUGUCUGAACACCAGCUGACCCACGGUCGCCUAUGUUAUGAAAUGGCGUUGCUGUUUGGCUUAAGGCAUCAACAUCUAAAGAGUCAGCUUCAGGUCACCAAAUGCCUCUGCCAUUUCUACAGCUCUGUGUCCCCAAAUCCUGAGGCAUGCAUCAUGUACCACGAGCGCUGGCUGGCCCUGGCUCAGCAAUUCAGGGACAGAGAGAUGGAGGGGAGGCUGCUGGAGUCCCUUGGGCAGCUCUAUCGAAACCUAAACACUUCCAGGUCCCUCAGGAGGUCUCUCACCUGCAUCAAGGAGAGCCUGCGUAUAUUCAUUGACCUCGGGGAGACAGACAAGGCUGCUGAGGCCUGGCUGGGGGCUGGGCGACUCCACUACCUCAUGCAGGAGGACGAGCUGGUGGAGCUGUACCUGCAGGCAGCCAUCCAGACAGCUUUGAAGUCAGAGGAGCCCUCUCUGGCCCUCAAACUCUACGAGGAAGCUGGCGAUGUGUUCUUCAAUGGGACGCGUCACCGGCACCGCGCUGUGGAGUAUUAUCGGGUUGGGGCUGUUCCUUUAGCAAGGAGGAUGAAGGCACUGAGAACUGAGCUCCGCAUUUUCAACAAGCUGACGGAAUUGCAGAUCAGCCUUCAGGGCUACGAGAAGGCUUUGGAAUUUGCCACACUGGCUGCCAGGCUAAGCAUAGUCACAGUCUUCCAAUUCCUAGGAGAUCAGAAGCAGGAGCUGGUGGCCUUUCACCGCCUAGCUACCGUGUACUACGCACUACACAUGUAUGAGAUGGCUGAGGACUGCUACCUAAAGACUCUGUCCCUUUGCCCACCAUGGCUGCAGAGUCCCAAGGAGGCGCUGUACUAUGCUAAGGUGUAUUGUCGCCUGGGCCAACUCACCUUCUACCAGCUGAAGGAUACCCAUGAUGCCAUUGAGUACUUCCUGUUGGCCUUGGCAGCAGCUGUCCUGCUGGGUGACGAAGAGCUGCAGGAAACCAUUAGGAGCAGGCUGGACAACAUCUGCCAGAGCCCCCUGUGGCAGGACAGUCCUCUGGGGUGCUGCUCAGAGAGGGCAUGGUGGCUGAGUGGCAGGGGCCUGGCCCUCUGAGGAAAGCUGUCUCAUCUCUGAGCAGUUGGUGUGGACAACUGCUGCUUCCUUGCCGUAGGCUCUUAGGUCCUAAUCAGGAGGGUCUGAGUCACCCCCUGGCCCAGCCUCCUCAUUUUACAAUGAGAAGAGUGGAGCCCAGAGGGAGAGGGAAUCAUUCCGGGCCACACAAGGCGCUGAUGAUGGAGCUGCGGUGGGAAGUCCAGGCUCAGGGCUUUGCUCUGGAGCCUUCUCCAGGUGACUGUGGCACUACCACACAACCUCUGAAAUGGACCCUCUUGACAUGUGAUUCUGGAGAAAAUGAGAAACCUCGCCCCCUGGGAACCUUCCUUCCUUCCCUCGUGAGGAAAUCAGGCAGCACGCUGGUGAAAAGGCAGACAGAUUGGAGGAUGUGCUCUUCACCCGUUUUCUCAGGGACAGAUCCCGCCACUUGCCAGUGGAGGAACCCACAGUUUCCUUUCUUUCUUCAAAACCAAAGGAGGUGCCACUCUUCAGGCUUGUGGGAGUGAACCCACUAAGAUCACAGAAUCUUACCUCAGAGUGGCCAGGUCAAGCACACAGCAGGUGAGAUCUGACUGGAAUUCACCAACUCCAUCCAGCCCGGAGGCCAUGCUCCCACAUAAUGUCCCAGAGACCCCCACAAACUUUUCAAAAGCCAAUUCUUAAAAACUGAGCAUUAAGAAAAUCAUGACAUAAACUAUAUGUAAAUAGUGUACAUCAUUACAUAUUGACUAUUUAUAUUUACACACACAUUUUUGUCAUCUUUAUGGUGGGCACAAAUGAAAUAGGUUGAAGGAUGGGCUAAAGACCAAGGUGCCAUACUGAUUUCAAAACAGCUCUUGUCAAUUAUCUUUAAAACACCGCAUGGAUUGAAACAACAUUUAUCACCUCCCAGUUUCUAUGGGGCAGAAUCCAAGUGUGACUUAAAAGUGGUUGAGGGUGGCUCAGGGUGGUUCACAGGUUGCAGUCAAGGUGCCUGCUCCCAAGUACACUGUGUAGUUGUUGGCUGGAGCCUGUUCCUCACUGGUGGAUGGCCAGAGGUUGGCCAGAUGCUGCCCACAGUCACCUGCCCAGAGGGCCUCUCCGUUCAGAGGUUUACAACAUGGCAGUUUGCUUCCUCAGAGUAAGCAAGGGAGAAAAACUGGAGUGAGAGUGAGUGAGAGAACCAAGUCACUGUCUUUUUAUGACCAAAUUGCAGAAGCGACAUCCCUUUAGUUUUGCCUAUUCUAUUAGUUACAAGUGAGUAACUACAACCAGCCCACACAAAGGGGAAUGGUUACCAAUGGCAUGGACCCCAGGAUGUGGGACACCAUUGGGCAUCAUUUUAGGAGCUACCUAACAUCCUGUCUGAGGUUUUUUUGGCAGGGAGGGUACUGGUGAUUGAACAUAGGGGUGUUUUACCCCUGAGCUAUAUCUCAAUCCAUUUUAUCUUUUAUUUUGAGACAGGACCCUGCUAAGUUGCUGAGGUUGGCCUCAAACUUGAUUGCCUCAGUCUCCAGAGUUGCUGGGAUUACAGGCAUAUGCCACCGUCCCUGGCUACUAACUGAGUUCUUUAGUGGAAUCUGGAAUUCUCUAAGGCAGUGAACUUAAAGUUUUUCCAAAAACCAUCAGCAUCAGCCUCACUUGUGAGAUUGUUUGAAAUGCCGAUUCUUGGGCCCCACUAAGACAUAGAGCUCUAGCUCUUGUGAGCUCUCCAGGUGAUUUGAAUGCACACUAAAAUGUGAGGAGCCAUCUAAGAUGGGGGUUCUCAGGUGUGUAUAAGAAUAAUCUGAGGAACUUGUUGAACAUGAAUUUACUAGUUCUUACAAUUUUGGUUCAGUAGGCCAGGGAUAUGUCUCAAGAACAGGCAUGUCAGGUGAGCAACUCCAGUGAUCCUGAUGUGAGUGGUCUACCCUUGCUCUGAGCAGUGUGUACAUAUAAGGAGAUCAGGCAACCAGGAUCUCCACCUGAGGUCCAUCAGUUUAGAUUUGACUAUGAGACCAUCUGCCCUUUAUUUCUAGCUCUUUGGGCUGAUUGCCUGUUGCUCAUUUGGUGGGCUGGGAAGGAAGGGGUGCGUGGAGUUGUUGUUAUGUCUUCUGGUCACCAAGGUUGUCUACACAUAGGCACAUUUUUCUCUUGGGGACUUGGUUGUCAAAUGCUGUACUCUAGAAAGUAUUUUUUUUUUCCUAGGAAGGAAAUGAAAUUAUUUAAUCCAUUACCAUGUAAAAUAGAUGCCGUUUUUCUCCCACCACAAGCUAUAAAAUCUCCGAGCUGGGAGGAAGGAAUGCUGUGGUUGAGGCUAGCCAGUCUAAUCUCCCAUGCAAAGUCCUUUCAACAACAUUCUUGGGAGAUGGUCAGGGGCACAUGCAUUCCAGAACAGUUACACAUCUUGUAUUUGAAGAAGGCUUGCUUGGUCCUGGAACCCUUGCUAUGAACCAUUCCCAAUGUGACUCGGGUUACAGAUUCUUUCCCUUUCCCACCAACUGAUCAUUCUCCUUUGACCAGAUUUGAUGUUAUUCCUCCUAAAGUGAGGUUCCCAGAGCUUCACCAGAAUUUUGUCAUUGGCCGGCAGGUGAAGAAUACAAAGAGAUAUUAUUUUAAUUAAUGUACUAUAAUGCUGCAUGUUACGUUUGUGUUGAGGGUUUUCUCCUCUCCAGCAUGCAUAUCUUAAUCUUGGCUCACAUUGAGCUUUAUCAUCACUUAAAGCCUCUCCAUCUUCUCACAUGAACUUCUGUUCAGCCAGAUCUUUCUCAUUUGCUGCAAAUACACAUGUAAAUAGACAUAUAUGUAUAUAAACACAUACACAGACACACACAUGUAUGUGAAGGGUGUUAUGUCUGUCUACCUUACAUUUCAUUGAAAGUGUUGAUUACAUUUUUCUAAUUCUGUGUGUUUUGAUUCAUCUGUGAAUAUGGUAAAUUUGCCUCUAACCAGAUAUAAAUAUUCAGUGUGCUUCCAAAGACAAGGGUAAGACUUUUUUUUUUUAAUGAGCAAAACAUUAUACUAUAUAAUUGCAAUUACUAUAUCCUAUAUGUAAAUUGCUUGCUUAGGCUUUAAAAGUUUUUGAAAUUUUCAUUUUGAAAAUGGGGGCAGUUUCCCUUGGAAUUGUGUUGAUGUUCUUUUUCUCAAGAUCCACAGAAAGUGAAGUGGUCAUUGGAUUUGGUCUCUAUUUAUUAUAUCAUAGCCAAAGGUGAAUUUGUUACCUUUUUUAUCUUAUUCCUCAUCCCUGAAUUUCUGUGGGUCACUUCCCUCCUGGCUUCUUGUAUUCAAUCUAAAUAAAGAACAAGGACAGAAUUGCAACAUC
Molecule: messenger RNA, 7301 nt
Organism: Ictidomys tridecemlineatus (thirteen-lined ground squirrel)
Lineage: Eukaryota; Metazoa; Chordata; Mammalia; Rodentia; Sciuridae
Gene: Sh3tc2
Product: SH3 domain and tetratricopeptide repeats 2
Biological process (GO): regulation of intracellular protein transport; regulation of ERBB signaling pathway
Molecular function (GO): protein binding
Source: RefSeq, a predicted model, not a curated record